AUGGAAUUCUAUCGUAAUGGUGAUAUCAAUUUGGAAGAGAAAACUUUUAAAAUCACUUCUAUAAGGCAUAAAUCAUCCUGUGCUAAAAUUCUCAUCUCUCAACAAAUAUUACGAAGGGAAAUAGAGUACUUUCAAAUUCCCCCAAAAUUGAGCUGUGAACGAAGUGGAGCUGCAUUGAAACCAAGUGUGAAAUAUGAUAAUUUGAGUAGUAAAUUCUGCAACAGACAUACAGCACGGAUUAUGGCUCAAUAUCCAUCAAUUGGAUUGAGCGGCGUGAACCACUCGUUCGACUUAACUACUUAUCCAGAGACAAUGCUUGUUAGUAUGUUCGGUCCAACCAAUGCUGCAAUGCUUAAGCCCACACAUCCUGAUGGUAACGAAUAUUUUAUUGAUAUGCCUUUUUAUUAUAUCAUGGAAUUUUAUCGUAAUGACGAUACAGAACUUGCUGAACGAAGUGGUGCUACAUUGGUAGACGAAUUUGCUGAUUUAAAAGAUGAAAUUGAGAUUUAUAUUCCCAAAUGA
Messenger RNA from Funneliformis caledonium, 522 nucleotides. Lineage: Eukaryota; Fungi; Glomeromycota; Glomeromycetes; Glomerales; Glomeraceae. The record is from the annotation of a GenBank genome assembly.